Molecule: messenger RNA, 897 nt
Organism: Candida albicans SC5314
Lineage: Eukaryota; Fungi; Ascomycota; Pichiomycetes; Serinales; Debaryomycetaceae
Gene: GPI19
Product: phosphatidylinositol N-acetylglucosaminyltransferase
Exons: 1
Coding region: 1-897 (298 amino acids)
Source: RefSeq, a predicted model, not a curated record
AUGAUAUUCCAUUUUAACCAAAAAGAGAAAGCAGAUUCAAGUAAAUGUAAAACAAUACAUGUAAGAAAGAGUAUUGAAAAUUGGGCAAUUAUACUUUUAUACAUACUAUUUGUCUGGUAUCGCAAGUCUGAACUUCAUUAUGACCAUAUAAUUCAUACCAAUUUUUGGGGUGUUGAAAAAAAUAAACCGCCAUUUUUGUUCCAAACAAAAAACUCAAUACCUCAAUUACUUCAAUUCUCUAUACCAACCCAACCUACUGCCAUAACACAAACAAUGUCAUAUCAUCUAAAUAUACUAUCUGUAUUAUCACGAUCUCCUUCACCACUGCCACAACCACAACCGCAACCACUGCAACAGCAGCUACUGCUGUCAUCUUCUCAUCCAGAUCCAGCACCUGAAGAUGAUAAACUUGCCAGAGAAUCCGAUGUCACUGUAUCAAAUAUUACUCUGCUGCUGGAAGCAGAAUAUCGAGGAUUUUCCAUUCAUAUAAUAAGUACCAUUGGAUUAAUUAUAUGGAUAAUUUGGACAUUAUUACCCGAUUCUUUAUUACAUAAAUUAUCAAUAGAUUAUUAUCCUAAUAAAUAUUGGAGUAUUGCUAUUCCUAGUUAUUCAUUAAUGUUGAUGUUAUUUGCGUAUUGGGUAUUUGCAUUAUAUAAUACGGAAGUUUUAACAUUACCUUUAAACGAUAUUCAUUGUAUAAUUGAUGAAAAUUCCGUGUUCCCCGGUGAGAAAAAGGUUAGUCAAGUGGAAAAACAAGAAGAAGAAGAAGGAGAAGAAGAGGAUAUGGGUGGUGGUGAUGAUUCAAUAAUGGAGAAUUCGAUUGAAUUUAUUCAUAAGGCACCAAGUGGUGUUUGGGAUUUGCCUAUUACAUUAGUGAAUGAUGUUCUAUAUGAAUGA